AUGGCCAAUAUCGUACAGGGCUCUAUAGGCUGCACUAAGAAGCCUGGUAUUAGUUUUCCCAAUCCAUCCAUAGUCCUUUCUCAGUCACAAAUUCUUGUCAUUUACGGGUCUGUCUAUAUUGACAAUCGUGUUGUAAACAACACUGACACACACCACUUUGCUGGAGACAAUGCUGACCUCGAUUCCAACUUUGACGAAGUGUAUCCUGUAUUCCCAGACGAUCCUGACUUGAAUGGUCUUGUCUAUCGUGCUGUCGACGGCGGAAUUGCUCACGUCGCAAAGUCUCGUUUCAACCAUGUCCCUUCUAAAGGUUGGUUUGAAUUUAGAGAUCACCGAUGGAGGAGAUGUCUCCAGGGCAUUGACAUUUACUUUCCCGAGUUGGUGGUCAGCAAACUACAGAUCAUGAAACGGUUUUAUCAAGAUCACAUCCCCGAAAGCGAAUUAAAAGAAAAGCAACUCAAGCAAAUUACCUCUACAAUCAAGAAAGUUGGCAACAAGGAUAUUCCACACUACACAAAACACAGUAGUGGAAUUUUCUAUAAUUCCAACCCCGACUUUGAGAGCAAGCUAGAUGAAUCAAAUGAUCUUUUGGGAUUUGACAAUGGCGUAUACGAUUUCAAGACACACACUUUUCGCUCAGGUCGGCCUGAUGACUUUGUUUCAAAGAGUGUGGGAUACUGUUACAUGGUGGAAGAUUCUGCAGAGUUUGAAGAGAAAGUUUACAGUCUCCUGCAAGACAUUCAACCAAACGUAGACGAACGUCACCAUCUCUUGAUAUUUCUCUCUCUUUUAAUUCACGGUUCUAAUCGCGAAGAGAUUUUUACCGUCUUUGCGGGCACCACGAGGAAUGGUAAAUCACUCUUGUCUGACUUGAUCAAACUGACUCUGGGAGAAUACUACGCAACUGUCUCUAGCACCAUGCUUACAGGAGAGAAGCCCACCAGCUCAGCGCCACAAGCAGACAUGGUUGCUCUCAAAGGAUGUAGAGCUGUUAUUGCAUCUGAACCUGAAAGGGGACGUGCGAUCAACUCGGCAUUCAUGAAGUGGAUUACGGGCAAUGACGAAGUAGUAUGUCGCCCGUUGAAUAGCAACACUAUCGUACGAUACAAUCCUAAAUACAAACUGAUUGUGUUGUGCAACAAGAUUCCUGUUAUGGACUCUAACGACGAGGCAGUAUGGAUCCGAAGUCGUAUCAUUGAAUUUCCUACCAAAUUUGUCGAUCUACCAGUCCAUCCCCAUGAACGACCAAUCAAUAAAUCUCUGAAAGAUGACAUCAAGACGAUUCAGUGGCGUCAGGCAUUCAUGAAAAUACUCAUUACUUUUUACAAGAAAUAUCAAGUAGAGGGUCUUGUUCCAACUGCCAAGGUUCUUCAAAAGACGGCAGAAUACAAGGAAAGCUCAACCAUUGUUUUACAGUUUGUAAACGAUAGAAUUGAGGAUGCAAACAAAGGUGAUAACAUCGCGCUAUCAUCGAUCUACCAACAGUUCCAAGAGUGGCAUGCACAGAACGUUGGAGGUAGUUAUCCUGGUUCAAGCUAUGUGAAGGACGAACUGACGUCGCUAGGAUGGGAUGUAAGCAAAAAGGUCAAAGUUGGUACUUCUAGUGUCUUGGGUGUCAAGCAACACACUUUACCGCAAGCCACUACAAUGCAACCAAAGAAGGCCCUUAUAUUGAAAUUUGGCUACUUUCAAUUACAAACAAAUGGAUCAAACAAGAUGUUUGUUACCGAUUGA
Messenger RNA from Synchytrium microbalum, 1734 nucleotides. RefSeq lists its product as uncharacterized. The transcript has 2 exons. Bases 1 to 1734 code for a protein of 577 amino acids. The record is from RefSeq and is a predicted model, not a curated record. NCBI's taxonomy places the organism in Eukaryota, Fungi, Chytridiomycota, Chytridiomycetes, Synchytriales, Synchytriaceae.